Molecule: messenger RNA, 1509 nt
Organism: Penicillium macrosclerotiorum
Lineage: Eukaryota; Fungi; Ascomycota; Eurotiomycetes; Eurotiales; Aspergillaceae
Product: cytochrome P450
Exons: 3
Coding region: 1-1509 (502 amino acids)
Molecular function (GO): oxidoreductase activity, acting on paired donors, with incorporation or reduction of molecular oxygen; heme binding; monooxygenase activity
Source: RefSeq, a predicted model, not a curated record
AUGUUGUCACUAGUCGCAACCGCGCCUUAUGCGAUUGCACUUGUUCUUUUUCUUUUUGCCUAUUUUAUCGGAUUCCCCUACAUUGAAUACCUUCGAGACCCGAAAGGUCUACGGAAAUACCCUAAUCUUUCUCCCUUUUCUGGAGUCUCUGCAUUACCUUUCAUGUUCAUGGCCUCGCGAGGCUUCCGAUCCAUGGAAUUGAUGCACCUGCACAAAAAGCACCCCGUGAUUCGAACGGGACCCAAUAUGCUCUCUUAUGGCGACGUUCGAGCCAUCAAAGAUAUCUACGGUCACAGCACCAAGUGUACCAAGGAUGGAUCUUACUCCGUUACCGCUGGUAGUCACUUCAACCUGGCUGAUGUCGUCGAUAAGCGUGACCAUGCCAGGAAGCGCAAGGUUCUCUCUUCAGCAUAUGCGCUCAAAAAUUUGGAGAGCUGGGAAUACAAAGUGACUGAUAAGCUUCAAAGAAUGUUCAAGCACUUCGAUCAGGUCUGCACCCUGGCUCCCAGGGAGCAUGUUGCAUCCGGCAAGGUCGCCCCCGAUCCGAAGGACCUGACCUUGGAUUUGCGGGCUUGGACUAACUUUUUUACGCUUGAUGCCAUUGCUGACAUUGGCCUCUCGGAGAAGCUGGGCUUCCUUGACGCUGGAAACGACGAGGUUGUUGCCGAGAGGAGAGAUGGCACAACCUACAAGACUAGCCUCCGUGAAGCUCUCUAUCCAACCGCCCGGAAGCAGUCGCUUAUCCUGUGGAACUAUGACUGGUACCCAACAAUCAACAAGCUUGUCAAUGUGGUUCCUUAUUUUGGGCGUAUGCAAAACGCAUCUGAUAACUGGGACAAUAUAAUGUGGCGCCGAGGCAACGAGCGACUACGGCGCUAUGAAGCCGGCGAGAAUCUCGACGAUUUCUUCCAGGCUCUGAUGGAAGAUAAGAACGGAAGCCCGAACAACCUCGAAUGGGGCGAAGUGGUGGCCGAGUGCAACAUUAUGAUGAAUGCAGGCAGUGUGACGACGGCGAUUGCCAUCACAAACGUGAUGUAUCAGCUUCUCCGGAAUCCGCGAUGCCUGAACAAGCUGCGGGAGGAGCUGAAUGCCGUUCUUGACGAAGAUGAUGUCGUUGCAGACUAUGACAAAGUCAAGCACCUGCCCUAUCUUCGUGCUUGUCUGGAUGAGUCGCUCCGAAUUUUUCCACCCACUUCCCACGGCCUGCCUCGUGAGACGCCUGCCGAGGGCACCAACAUCCUGGGGGAAUGGGUGGCAGGAAACACUUCCGUCAGCAUGUCAGCCUUGGUUGCACAUCGUGAUGAAGGUGUUUUCCCUAACGCUGACCAAUACAUCCCUGAGAGGUGGCUUGAGAGGAAGACCAAAGCUGUUGCUUCUAUGAUACAUCGCUACGACUUCACCUUGGCCUACCCAGGAUGGGAGUUGAAACGAGAGGAGACAAUGAAUCUUAUUCUGGGUGAUAUGCCGGUUAAAAUCUGGCGUCGCGAUUUGGGUAAAAUGGAAUCAUAG